UAUGACGAAGUUAAAUGAGCCAUUCGGUAAGGCAUCACUUCAGUCACGCUUUGACGCGACUAAGAAGUACAUCAAUGCACGGAUGGAACCUCAUCAAAACGUGCGUGAUCAUGUUCUCCUCAUGUCCAGUUAUUUCCAAGAAGCCCAGGAUCAUGGUGCUGAAAUAGACAGUGCUACUCAAGUAAGUCUUAUCUUGAAUAGCCUGACUCCAGCAUUUCUACCAUAUACAUCAAAUUAUGUCAUGAAUAAGAAGGAAAUUGACUUUCAUGAAUUAGUCAAUGACCUUCAAACUUAUGAAAAUUUGAUUGGAGGACCCAAGAAGAAAGGGAGUAAACCUCAUCCUGGUAAUGGUAAUGGGACGAUAAAACCUGAAGCAAAUGUUGCCUCUGCUUCAAAGCCCAAAUCGAAGAAGAAGUGGAAGAACACCAAGAAGCGAACAAAAGUCAUGAAAAAGGCUGCUCCUUCUGGUGAUGCUACACUUAAAGGAAAGUGUUUCCACUGCAAUGAAAAAGGUCAUUGGAAACCCCAGUGUCCUAAACUUCUUGCAAAGAAACAAGGCCAAGCUACUUGAACUCAAUUGAGUUGGAUCAGCAAGCUGGACCAAGGGUGAAAUCGUCCAGAUGAAGAUGAAGCUCUUCAAUUUAUUUUUGAAUUAAUUGUUUUAGUUUAAA
Messenger RNA from Cannabis sativa, 671 nucleotides. RefSeq lists its product as uncharacterized. The record is from RefSeq and is a predicted model, not a curated record. Bases 2 to 571 code for a protein of 189 amino acids. Gene Ontology annotation, molecular function: nucleic acid binding; zinc ion binding. NCBI's taxonomy places the organism in Eukaryota, Viridiplantae, Streptophyta, Magnoliopsida, Rosales, Cannabaceae. The transcript is spliced from 2 exons.